CGACAAUCAGUCGGUAAACGGGCGUCAACGGACUCGCUCGUACCGUGAGCUUUUCGGAUCAGUCGCGCGCCGGUGCUCGAGCUUGCGACGCUCGCCUAUACCUGUGAUAUACCAUACCUGCGAUCGUUGUCUCUCGACUACAUAAGUAUAGUUGAUACAGUUGUGUCGUCGGCGAAGGAUAAUAACGGAUAUAACUCGACGCCUCGCGAAAACACGUGCGGCCGACCCCCUCCCUCCCGCUGCGCUUCUUUCGCAGUAGCUUGUGCGCGUCUAGAGCCGGCCGCCGCUGAUGCCACUGCAGGAAUUCGAGGAUAAAGUUCCGAUGAAUUUUCCCGUCGACUCGUCGCAGUCCUUAUCAUACAGCGAGAAAAGUGUUGACGUGCGUUAAAACAACAACAUCAACAACAACAUCAACAACAACAUCAACAACAACAACAGCUACGCACACGUGUGAGUGACACCUGUUGGCGCAGCCGAAAAAUGCGACGACGCUGCUGCCGCUGCAACGAGGCGGAGAAGAAGAAGAAGAUUGUUCGACGCUGCGACGAGGAUUUUCCUGUGCAGAUGACAAUCAUCGAGGCUGCUGCUGCUGCUGAUGAUGAUUGAUGGGGAUGAGUAAUGACGCGGCGCAAAGUGACUCGCGUGCGCACUCGCACUUCCGGCGGAGCACGCGUGCAAUUGCAGCCGAGUAGACACUGCGCGAUUAUCGGCUGAUGCGCGCGCGACACCAGAGGAGGAGGAAAUGUACGACGACAGCUUAUUACACGCUUCUUUCGCGAGGUUAUUGCGCCUGCUGAUGUGCUGCUAGACUGAAAGAGAGAAGGAGAGAGGAAGCGAGGAGAGAAGGCCACAGGGGAAUAACGGAGAAGCAUCACCGCCGAUGCCCGAGCCCUCACCGAGCAAGAGCCCAGGACGCAGCGUUUAUGGCCCAAGUCCUGCUGCAUCAGCAGUCCUCCGCUGCCCGUAGCAGCUUGUCUGCAGAGAUGCCGUCCUCGGACGCGGAGUCGCCGCCGGCCGACGAGCACCUGGUGCUUCGCUCGAAGCCACCUACCAACAACAAUAACAACAACAACAACAACAACAACAACAACAACCACCACCACCACCACCACCGCUUGGAGAAGAGACACGAGGAGACGGCCUCGAGUCCGCCCACCUCGAGGACGACGGCGCUUGGCAGUAGCAGGCACAAUCAGCAGCAGGUGGCCUCUUGGCACGAGCACGUCUACGCUACCCCGCCGAGGACGCCCACGCCGCACAGGAUCAGCGACAUUCUCGGAUGGAGCCGAGAAACUACGGCUGCCGGCGGCAGGAUGCAGGGAAAGCUCCUGGCGCCGACACCCAGGAGGUUCAGCGCGGGCAGUCCGCUCGUCAGGGCACCCCUGCCGAUCUACUCGCCCCUGCCCGCGCACUCGCCGGCUUCCAUUCAUACGGGUAGUCUGACGUCGCCCCCCUGCACGCCAAGUCCAGCCUCUCCGAUGAUGUCUCCCGCCUCGGCCGCCAGUUUCUGCAGCACGACGACCCAACCCCCGAGUGGCUUCCAGACACUACCUUCCGCGACGACCACAACCUCGGACGACUGCAGCGACGAGCGUCCGCUCAACCUGACGACGAGCUCGCGGCGCACCAGGAGUCCCUCGAAUUCGCCCGGCUCGCUGCUCUACGCCAGGAGCACGACGCCGACGACGUUUCGCGAACCACAGGCAGAGCCGUUCCUCUUCGGACUGCAUCAUCAUCACCACCCCCAGGCGUUCGCGCUCAACGGGGCGCCACCUGGACAGCCCGUCGUCGCCCCCGUAGUGGAGCUGACCACCGCUGCGGUGGCUCAGAGCAGCGCCAGGAAAACGCUGAGGUCGCCGACGAGUAAGGAAACCAGCAGCGCAAAGUCUUCGUCGGGAAGCAGCGGCGGGAGCAGCAAACGAAAGCGGGUCGACCUGGCGAGUCCCGCACCCACGUCAGCCGCACCCCCGAAGGAGCCGACGUCAGCCUCGUCGCUUCCAGCUGCCCUGAAGCUGGCGAGCGACGCGAGGACUGCCGCCGCUGCGGCGGACGUGGCCGAAGACGCGGAGUCGGCCGAGAGGAAGAAGAAGAAGGCGCGAACCACCUUCACCGGCCGGCAGAUCUUCGAGCUCGAGAAACAGUUCGAGGUGAAGAAGUACCUGAGCUCCUCGGAGCGAGCCGACAUGGCCAAGCUCCUCAACGUCACCGAGACACAGGUGAAAAUCUGGUUCCAAAACCGGCGCACCAAGUGGAAAAAGCAGGACAACAUAAGCAACGCCGAGGCAGCCGAGCACAAGAACCAGAACAAUCCAAAGUCCUCGAACCCGGCCAGCGGCGGCGGCGGCGGCGGCGGCAAGGCCUCCUCCAACAGCGGUGGCAAACACUCCUCCUCAAAGGACAUCGAGGCGAGCUCGGACUCGAACAAUUCGCUGCUGGUAAGCGACGGCAACUCGGUGCCGGACAGUAAUAGCAGCCGGACCCUCGUGAGUCCGGAGCCGCCGCCACCGCCACCGUCGUCCAAGGAGGAGCGCAAGAUCUGCUCGCGGGAUCUCGUUGCUGGCAAGGGCCAGUCCAGAUUAAUGGCCGGCAAGGAGCCACCCGACGAAGAUGGGGUAAACAGCCUAGACAGUUUGGAAGUAUCGUCGAGCAACAAACCCUCGCCAACGUCACCGCCGACUCCCCCUCCGGCACAACCAUCAUCGACAUCAGCACCGCUACCAACACCUUCGCAGACUCAGAAACAUUCGCCACCUCCAAUGUCGUCACCGACCGAUGAUGAGCAGGUGGCGGACGACGAGGAUGACGAGCCGGAGAUUAGGAGGUCUCCGCCUCGGACGAAAGUCUCAUCGAGUCCCGAGCCGCCCAAUAGCUAACUAGCUGCCGUGACUCGGCUGCUCUCGCGACAAGCCUUUUUCCGCGCGACUCGCUCGAGAGACACUGAGAUAAGCACAUUUACAUGAGAGAGAUCCGGACAAGUGAUGUUGCAAACGGUGUCCGAUUCUCCGGUGAGAAGUGACUGAUUCGUGAGGAUGGCAGGCGCACAGAAACUUUUCUAUAUAUACAUUAUAUAUAUAUAUAUAUAUAUAUAUAUAUAUAUAUAUAUAUAUAUAUAUAAUAUUUAAAAAAUCGUUCUUCCUCGAUCCUAGACUUGCUCGAGGUGGCCGAGAAAUGCGAGUCCCACAACUGUGAUUUUAACCGAUUUCCUGCCUCACAGAAAGAGAGAAAGAGAGCCGCUUUUUUCCUAAAGUAACUAUAAACUAAAAUAUAGUGUGUAACUACGUAAAAGGGACUCGUCCGAUAUCACCGUGGAGGGAAAAGAAACCAGAGCAUCGGGACGACUCGCGCAUUUACGUACCUGCUGAUACUUCUGCUUUGAUGAUCGUCAUUUUAUCUAUUAUACGCGAUACCCUUUACGCCUCUCUUCAGUCUGAGUAAUUGUUAUAAUUGCAUAACUGUGUGAUUCGAAAAAUUCUCCGGUCUAGAAUUUAACGUACGAUGUAAUGCAGUAGCCGAGAAUGCGAAAUUCGUGCAAAGUACGGAUGAUUGACCAAAGAAUAGUGAUGUAUAAAUAUAGAUAUGUUCAAUUUAGCGUAAAAUUCUACGCGAUGAUUAUUAUAUACGAGCCUGUACAAAAUUCGUAAGAUUACUAGUUUUGAGAUUUGAAGUAACAUACAUUUUUUUUUUAUCAAAAGUGAUUGUUGUACGAAUUGAGUAGAUUAGGAUGCUCAAACGAUAAGAAGUAAACAGCCAUUGAAAUUAUUUGUAUCUUUAAUGUUUUAUUUAUUUUUUGUUCAACAAGAUAUUGUAUAAUAUUUAUUCGAAUUCAACAAGAAAGGCAUCCAUAGUUUUCAACGACUCAUGUUGUGCGAUAAUAGUAUUGGUAAUAACGCUUAUCACAGACUAGGUAAUAAACCUUUAUGAAUGAGUGCGAAUGAUACAGAAGUGAUGAGGCGGCGGAGGAGUCUGGAAGUGUGACAAAUGGAAAAUCGGUCUGUAAUAAGAACUCACAUACACAAACCCUCUGCCAGUUACAUUGUCAGCUGUGUAGUUUUGCAGUACGCAUAAGUCCUCGUGAUAUAAAAAUAAUUAAUUCGUCGUUGUGGAUACGUCAAAAUGUGUUACUUUUGUGCGAACGCGGAUUUUAAACGCACUUUUCUAAUUCAUUAUUAAUAGGUGAAAAAAAAAUGAAAAAUGCAAGACCGAAGUUUGUCGAUAUUUUUUGCGCCAAAGAAAAAGUGUCAAUAAAAUUGAAAUAUAGAUCCUGA
Molecule: messenger RNA, 4265 nt
Organism: Nasonia vitripennis (jewel wasp)
Lineage: Eukaryota; Metazoa; Arthropoda; Insecta; Hymenoptera; Pteromalidae
Product: motor neuron and pancreas homeobox protein 1
Exons: 7
Coding region: 924-2873 (649 amino acids)
Biological process (GO): regulation of transcription by RNA polymerase II; cell differentiation
Cellular component (GO): nucleus
Molecular function (GO): DNA-binding transcription factor activity, RNA polymerase II-specific; RNA polymerase II cis-regulatory region sequence-specific DNA binding
Source: RefSeq, a predicted model, not a curated record